Molecule: messenger RNA, 546 nt
Organism: Schistocerca piceifrons (Central American locust)
Lineage: Eukaryota; Metazoa; Arthropoda; Insecta; Orthoptera; Acrididae
Product: MFS-type transporter clz9-like
Exons: 1
Coding region: 1-546 (181 amino acids)
Cellular component (GO): nucleus
Molecular function (GO): DNA binding
Source: RefSeq, a predicted model, not a curated record
AUGAUGCAAGAAUAUUUUUCUGAACUUCAAAAAAGUUUAGAUGGCAUUCCUCCUGAAGAAAUAAUCAAUUAUGAUGAAACCAACAUUACUGACGAUCCUGGAGUUAAAAGGGUCUUUGGCCGAAGAGGAUCAAAACGUGUGUACCGUAUGAUGGGCAGUUCAAAAAGUAGUAUUAGUGUCAUGUUCUGUGGCACAGCUAGUGGUGAGCUGCUUCCACCUUAUGUAGUUUAUGGUGCAUCGCAUGUGUAUGAUACUUCGAGGCAGGGCGGCCCAAAAGGUGCACUUUAUGGAUGUUCAAAAACUUCCUGGUUUAAUGAAAUUAUAUUUUCAGAUUGGUUCGAAGGAAUCAUACUUCCAUAUGUGAAAAAGCUGCCCAAAGAAGUGCCGAAGGUUGUAAUAGGAGAUAACUUGUGCAGUCAUAUCUCCAUAAAUGUUUUACAGAAGUGCAGGGAGCAUAACAUUAAAUUUAUAUUACUGCCACCCAAUUCAACACAUCUGUGCCAACCUGUUGACGUGGCUUACUUCCGUCCACUGAAGGCUGAGUGA